This is a messenger RNA of Linderina pennispora, 585 nucleotides long. RefSeq lists its product as uncharacterized. The record is from RefSeq and is a predicted model, not a curated record. The transcript has a single exon. Bases 1 to 585 code for a protein of 194 amino acids. NCBI's taxonomy places the organism in Eukaryota, Fungi, Kickxellomycota, Kickxellomycetes, Kickxellales, Kickxellaceae.
AUGCGUUUCUUCGUUGCCUCGUUCUUUCUUGCCGCCACUGCCAUGCCCCUUGAGCUCGGUAACCAUGCUGACCUCACCAAUAUUGUUGCUGGUACCUCCUCGAACGGUGCUGCUGCCAACGCAGGCCAUGCGGCUGCUGUUGCCGCCUCCGAUACUGUUUCUGCCUCGGCUCCCCCUGUCCACGCUGCUACUUCACCCAGCACUACUGCUACUGAUGUGAACCGGGAUGAUGCUGAUGCUAAAGCUGAUCCUGUCGAUGUCAAUGCUACGCCUAGCGGCGUCAUUGCCAAUGUUGGUUCGGUCGACGCCUCAGCUGGACAGAACCGUGCUAAUCCCUCGGUGAGCCCCAACGGUGCCGACGCUACCAAGCCAUCCGCUGCCAUCUCGCCGAUCAAGGCUAAUGUGCAGAACCUGAUCAAGAUCAUCUUGGACCCGAAGCUUCUGGAGAAAAUGAAGCAGACCCUUCCCUGCCAAGACCCUCCUGGCCAACUCGUAGUACAUCGAGGCUGUCCUGAAGAAUCCUCAGUCGGCACUGGCCAUCCUUGGCGUCAACUCGCUGUCUCAGCUUUCAUGAAUAGAACAUAG